Messenger RNA from Ooceraea biroi (clonal raider ant), 1786 nucleotides. RefSeq names its product myeloid leukemia factor (gene Mlf). NCBI's taxonomy places the organism in Eukaryota, Metazoa, Arthropoda, Insecta, Hymenoptera, Formicidae. The record is from RefSeq and is a predicted model, not a curated record.
ACAGAAGGGGCGCUCGCACUCGUUGCGACAUUUGGUAGUGUCUGUCGUGUCUGUCGUGUGUCUGAACGUUUGAUAGAAUUGGAUAGAAUAUCAGUUUCCUAUCGAUCACUAAGGUGAAUUUUUCGUGACAAAGCUCCGCGCAAGAGCUCUCCGGCAACAUGUUCAGAUCAUUCAUGGGCGAUGACGAUAUUUUUAAUAUCUUCGGAGCAGCAUCGCCUAUGCACACCAUGCGGCAUAUGAACAACAUGAUGAACUCUUUAUUGAGCGCCGACCCAUUUGACAUGAUGGGACACAAUGUUUUUAUGCCUCAUCGCGGUAGAGUCGGUCACAAUGAUAUGCUGCUUUCCCCAUUUGAUCCACAUUUUGCAGGAUAUGGUUUUCAGAAUAACCUGAGCGAUGGUAAUAGUCACUCGUUCAUGAGCCAGUCUGUAAUGACUAUGUCCAGUGGGCCCGACGGACGUCCACAGGUUUAUCAGGAAACCAUGUCCACGAGAACAGCACCUGGCGGUAUUAAAGAGACUAAGCAAACCGUAAGCGACUCGCGCACCGGAACUAGGAAAAUGGCUAUUGGUCAUCAUAUCGGUGAGAGGGCACAUAUCCUUGAGAGAGAACGAAAUAUGCGCGGUGAGGAAGAAGAACGACAGGAAUUUAUCAAUCUUGAUGAAGAGGAGGCAGACACUUUUAAUCGCGAAUGGGUAACACGCACACGACGCGUUGGUAAUGCAAUUGAAGGUGCAAAUGUAGCUACGGCAACCAGCAACAGCAGACAUAGACCGGAACCGAGACACUUGGCUUUACCAUCUACUGCAGAUCCAUCAGCAAGUCGUCAUUCUAAUAGAGGUACAAGAUGGAUACCUUCUCCUAGACGUGCUAUAAGGUCCUUAAAUUCUUCCAAAGUAAAAAGCCAACCUCCCUCUUCAAGCUUCAAAGCUCCGAAAUCCGCAGCGUCUUCGAGUGCCGAAGUAUCAAUAUCACCGUCUACAUCAGGAUCUCGAAAACGCGAGCAUAAACCAGAUAAAAAUGUUAGUAAUAAACGUCAUGCUGUGCCUAGUAGUGACGACUAGACUAACUCAAAACUAUAAUCUGCAACCGAUGUUGCAUUAUAUCUCUAUUACAAGCUUCGCGUAAUGAAGUCUACUUUAAAAUAAACAUAAAAUAUAUCUUCUUCGUUACAUAAUCAUUAAUGUUUAACUGAAACAGCAUGACAUUGUUUUUAAAAUUACUUUCUUGAUCAUAGAAAAUAUUUUAACGUAUAAACUAGUGAAAUUGAUACAGUAAACUUCUUUCCAUACCAGUUCUUACUUUCUUAUUUUGUAUAUCGAUAUUUAUUUAAGUAGAUUGUAAUUUCAGUUAUAUUUUUCAAGGAAAUAUGAUAAAAAGAAUAAAUUAAUUUCUGUUAAUAAAAGUAUUAUAAUCUGUCAAUUAAAGUAUUAUGAUUUCUCAAGGAUUAUACUCCAUCUUUAAAAUGUCAGAUUUAUUAGAUGUAUUGAUAUAUAAUUAUAUAAGCUAUAAUGAGGUAACCACGUAAGCAGUUAUAUAACGAACAGCAGUAGUAUCAAGAAAAUACAAUCAUAAAAUUAUAAUUUUGUUUUUUUGUUUGGAGCGAAGUAAUGUUAAUGGAACAGUUAGAAAAAGGUCUUGUAUUUAACGUUUAAAUGCAAGUAAUAUUAUUUAAUCAAAGAUAUAGAUAUAUAUAUUCACUGAUAUCAGUUUUUGUUAGCUUCUCAUUAUUAUAUAUAAUAAAGUAUUAAGAAAUGUAAAGGAAAUAAAUGAUUAUUUGUUUCAA